This is a messenger RNA of Alosa alosa (allis shad), 1849 nucleotides long. RefSeq names its product claudin 33b (gene cldn33b). Lineage: Eukaryota; Metazoa; Chordata; Actinopteri; Clupeiformes; Clupeidae. Gene Ontology annotation, cellular component: bicellular tight junction; plasma membrane. The record is from RefSeq and is a predicted model, not a curated record. Gene Ontology annotation, biological process: bicellular tight junction assembly; cell adhesion. Gene Ontology annotation, molecular function: structural molecule activity. Bases 293 to 961 code for a protein of 222 amino acids. The transcript has a single exon.
UCUUCUCGCCACUCAAGAUGAAGAUCUGCUCUCUUGGAGACGCCUGACAGACAGUGAGGGGAGCUGAGGCGAGCACUAAAGCCCUAUUUUUCAAAUCGGUACUUUCUCUCUCUCUCUCUCUCCCUCUCUUUCUUUUUUUUGUCCUCUCUUCUUUUCUUUCAUCCCCUCUCAGUGUUUUUCCCUUCUUCAAAAGCCCAGAGGAGAGGUCUCUCAAGGUCCUACCUGGGUGAGGAGGAAAACAGCGUCGAGAGUCGUCCACUGAAGGGGCCACCACUACCACCACACGGAGACCAUGGGCAACCCGUGCAUCUGCGCCCUGGAGCUGCUGGGCAUGCUGGUGGGCUCCGCGGCCUGGUUCUGCUCCCUGGCCACCAUGCUCCUGCCCCAGUGGCUGACGCUCUCCACCGAGCUGCUGCCCACGGAGAGCUUCGAGCAGGGCCUGUGGGAGACGUGCGUGGUCCAGGAGAUGGGCGGUCUGGAGUGCCGGCCAUAUGACACCAUCCUGGGCCUGCAGCCCGAGAUCCAGAUGGCUCGCAUCCUCAUGUGCCUGUCUCUGAGCACCAGCCUGCUGGGGCUGCUGGUGGCCGUGCCCGGCCUGAGCCAAAUAAAGAGCUGCCAGGGCGAGGAAGGCCACUGUGCCAAGCGAGCGCUGAAGAUCAUCGCCGGGACGUUGUGCGUGGUGUCCGGCGUGGUGGGGCUAGUGCCCGUGUCAGUGGCAGCGCACACGACCGUGGUGAAGUUCUUUGAUGAGCGGGUGCCUGAGGUGAUCCCGCGCUGGGAAUUUGGCGACGCCAUCUUCAUCGGAUGGGUGGCUGGAUUCCUGCAUGUGAUCGCAGGGGUGCUGUUCAUCACGUCCUGCCCAGGAUCGAACCGAGGCCAGGCGAGAUUCACGCAGCACCACCGCAGACAAGAGGUCAGGACUAUCCACAGCUCACCUAGGAAGCAUUCCGAGUAUGUCUAAGCCACUCCAGCUCCGAGCCCAGUGCAUGGGGAGAGGGGUGGAGGGACCCUUCAGCCUGGAUCCAGUAUGAAGUUUUUAUUGAGCUGAAAGACUAAAUACUGGCAAACAUUUUCAGUUUAAAUGAGUUCAGAUCACAGUUGUUAUUUUAAAUCAAAGAAAUUGGAAUAGUUGCUGAUCAUUUCUGCUCAGUAUUCUGAGGACAACACCUUUAUUUUUGGUUGUUAAUGUUUCAACUGGUCUUCUUUGUGUCAGGUAAUAAUUCUUUUUUUAACUCACUCUGCAUGCGCUUCAUUCAGUAAAAUUCAGUCAUUCAUAGACAAAUAUGUAUGUUAUCAUAUUGAGCGGCAGUAUAUACUCAGUAGUUCACGCACCAGCUCAAACAUGUUAUUAUUUCAUUUGCUGUACAAAGAUCCUCAUAUUUUGCUUUUUUUAUUCUUAUGACCUGUGAGUUUAAUAAUGAACUUUUGUUUUCUUAGACUGCCAACAUACUUUUAUUGAAUCUGACGAUAGGAGACUUUCUUGACAUAAUGUUAUACAUUAUACAUAUAAUCUACUGUGUUGCACUGUGUAGCAGUUGAGAAAUUUAAUGAGAUAGAAGAACAUCAGAAUGAAACAUCCAUUGAAGAAAUAUGACUUUAUGAUUACUGUAUGUAUCUCUUAUGUAAAUUAUAAUUAUUGUACAGUUAUUUGGACACAUAGGCCAACUAGAGCUACAGAAACCACACAGACAUUUUACACACUUAAACAAGCACACAAACACACAAACACACACUCACACACACACACACACACACAAACACACAUACAUACACACACACACACACUAAGUGGUGGAAAAAACUACAAUGUGUAGUCGUGGUUUAUAAAGAGUUCACAGCUUAAUUUGAA